This is a messenger RNA of Cladophialophora psammophila CBS 110553, 1125 nucleotides long. RefSeq lists its product as uncharacterized. The coding region runs from base 1 to 1125 and encodes 374 amino acids. Gene Ontology annotation, molecular function: oxidoreductase activity. The transcript has a single exon. The record is from RefSeq and is a predicted model, not a curated record. Lineage: Eukaryota; Fungi; Ascomycota; Eurotiomycetes; Chaetothyriales; Herpotrichiellaceae.
AUGGCCAACAAUGAACUGCCAAAAAUGAUGAGAGCCCACGUGCUAGAGCAAUACAACACGCCAUAUCAAGUCCGCGAGCUUCCAGUGCCAACCAUCGAGAAUCCAAACGAUAUUCUGAUCAGAGUAGACGCGGCUUCAUAUUGCCACACAGAUGCGGUCCUCGCCUCGGGGAAAAUGCGUCCGCCUCCACUGCCACAUAUAGGCUGCCACGAGUUUGCUGGGACUGUUGUCUGCCUCGCCACCCAGCCACCAGCGCAUGGCUUGAAGGUGGGCGACCGCGUGGCUGUCCCAGGUCGUGGAAACCAUGUUUGCGGGAGGUGCCUCGAGUGCCAGAAUCCUUCGGGCCCUAUGCCGGAUGAGCCUGGGUAUUCUAUUUACUGCCCAAAUGCUGGGGGUGGCCUCGGCGUAGGUAGUAAACCUGGGGGAUUCCGAGAAUACGCCAUUGUUGAUUCGAGACAAGUAGCCAUCAUCCCAGCCGGUAUGACAGCAGUGGAAGCAGCGCCACUGAUGUGUGCGGGGCUCACGAUCUUUGCAGCUCUCAUGAAAUGCGAGCUCAAGCCUGGACAGCGAAUAGGAAUCAUGGGAUGUGGAGGAGGACUUGGGCACUUGGGUCUGCAAUUUGCGACGAAAAUGGGGCUGAAGACGACCGGCGUCGACGUAGUAUCGCAGGCGCUUACACUUGCAAGGAGCUUGGAAACGGGAGCCGCGAUCAUCGACGCUUCAUCCAAGAGUCCGGAAGAGGUCAAGCAGGAAAUGGGCAAGGAAGAUGGAAGGGAGCAUCCGUCAGAAAUGGGCCUGGACGCUGUGAUAAUCUUGCCUGAGAGUCAAAAGUCAUUUGAUUAUGGAAUGCAGCUACUCAAGAAUGGCGGUCUCUUGGUGUUGGUCUCGUUUCCGCCAGAGGGCUUCCACGUCUCAGCAGAUGAUAUCGUCUUUCGUCGCACUCGCGUGGUUGGCAGCUUAAUCGGCUCGAACAAAGCUAUGAGAGAGAUGUUUGAGUUCUGUAUCAAGAACAACGUCAAAGCAAAGACGCGAACCUACCCCUUCUCGAAGCUUAAUCAGUUGGUGGAGGACUAUCAUUCUGGAUUUGGUGGCAAGCUAGUCCUGGACAUGACGAUAGAAGAAUGA